This is a messenger RNA of Phlebotomus argentipes, 1291 nucleotides long. Its product is annotated as zinc finger protein OZF-like. Gene Ontology annotation, molecular function: RNA polymerase II transcription regulatory region sequence-specific DNA binding; DNA-binding transcription factor activity, RNA polymerase II-specific. Bases 138 to 1187 code for a protein of 349 amino acids. The record is from RefSeq and is a predicted model, not a curated record. Gene Ontology annotation, biological process: regulation of transcription by RNA polymerase II. Gene Ontology annotation, cellular component: nucleus. The transcript has 2 exons. Lineage: Eukaryota; Metazoa; Arthropoda; Insecta; Diptera; Psychodidae.
CGCCGUGGUGAGUUUGUCGGCAAGAAGAAAACACAGGAAAAAUGAAUGAUUUCUGUGGUUUUCGCAGGAAAAGCAUUGAUUUCUCGUAAAGUGUCGAGUGAUUAGUGAAGUGCAGGUGAAAAUUGAAUGUCACGAGAAUGGAAGUGAAGGAAGAGAAGGACGAUUUUCACCUAGAUUACAGCAUUGUCAAGGAAGAGUAUGUCUUCCCGGAGGACGAAUCCUCAGUCAAAGAUGAGGAAGAAGGGCAUCAGCAGAACUCACAAAAGCACAUCUUUCCUUGCACAAUUUGCGGAAAACUCCUGAAGACUCAACAAUCCCUGAAAGGCCACAUCGCCAGGCAUGGCACAGACACCAAGUUUGAAUGCGAACAAUGCGGAAGAGCCUUCAACGACAAGCACGACAUGAGGCGUCACAUCCAGAGAAUUCAUUCCCAGCUUCCAGGGAAGCGCUUCUCUUGUCAGCACUGCGAGAAAGUCUUCUACAACAGGACUCUCUUCGAGCGACACGUGUCCGUGCACAGCCAAACGAAGGACAUUGAGUGUUCGCUGUGUGCGAAGAAGUUCAAGCAUGAGCGGAAUCUGAGGGAGCAUCUGCACGUGCACAGACAGGACAAGCCCUUCGUCUGUGGCGUGUGUGGCAAAGGAUUCAAGAAGAAGUCCGCUCUCACUCAGCACGGCAUCACGCAUUUGGGGCGGAAUGUCAACUGUUUCUACUGCAAGGCGCCGAUGAGGAGCCAAGAGGGCUUGAGGAAACACAUCACAGUUCUGCACAGGGGACUUCCGGUGGAUCCUGAUGAUCCUCCAGUGUGCACAAUCUGCAAAGAGGCUUUCCAGACACUGGAGGCGCUGAAGGAUCACACCAGGAAGCAUCCCAGUGAGGAGAUGAGCAGAUGUGAGAUGUGUGAGAAGGAAUUCCUCGACGAGAAGGCUGUUCAGAGACACAUUCACACGUAUCACGAGAAACAGUCGAACAAGAAAGCAUUCUCCUGUUCACACUGUGAUAAAUCCUUCCCCAGGAAUUACAAUUUGCUCAGACACCUGGAGAUUCACAAGAAGGACAGACCCUUGUUGUCGUGCAAAGUCUGCGGGGCGAAACAUGUUCAAGCAUACAGUCUAAAGAGGCAUGAAUUGAUGCAUGAAAUUGAGGGAAAAGCAAUCAAAACGGAAGAUCUUAACAUAAGAGAUUGAAGAGCUUUUCAGUGGUGAAUUCUUGUGACGUGUGAAAAUAAAAGUCUGAAACAGCAUCUGUGUGUUUAUUCCAUGGCGGAGGAAAGCAAGGGGCGCUAUCCCUG